Messenger RNA from Galdieria sulphuraria, 1169 nucleotides. RefSeq names its product histidinol-phosphate aminotransferase. The transcript has 2 exons. Gene Ontology annotation, molecular function: pyridoxal phosphate binding. Bases 55 to 1146 code for a protein of 363 amino acids. Gene Ontology annotation, biological process: biosynthetic process. The record is from RefSeq and is a predicted model, not a curated record. Lineage: Eukaryota; Rhodophyta; Bangiophyceae; Galdieriales; Galdieriaceae.
AAUAACCUCAUAGUGUAGGAGAGAGGAAGUGGGAGGAAAUUGUCGUCGUGCGUCAUGCAAGUUGAAACUGCUAAACAACUACUGAAUAGUUCAUGGGAUACUGAAACGCAACAAGUACACGGUGGCCAAACUUGGAGAGCGUUAGGAGACAAGUUUGUCGAAGAUUUCUCCGUUACAACUAAUGCUUUUGGUGCUCCGUUGAAAGCAGUUGAAGCUGCGAAACGUGCGUUGGAGACAAAUAUCCAUCACUAUCCUCCAGCAGAUUGUGCUGAAGCCACACAAGCUUUAGCAAAGUUUAUGCAAUGGGAUGGUAAACGACUACUUUUGGGAAACGGUGCUAGUGACUUUAUCGAUCUUUUUAUGCGUUGUGGUACGAGGGGCUCAUUUCGUCCUGGUCCUUAUAUUGCGUCGUAUAUGGAAUAUUACAGAGCUGCAAAAGCUGCUGGGAGAGAGAUUCUCUCUUCGUUUGACUCUCCAGAAAACUCUGGAGUUACUGUCAUCAUUCGACCCAAUAGUCCUACUGGAGAUUUCAUGAUCUUAGAAGAACUGGAAACCAUUUUGCAAAACAACAAGUAUGGUCUUGUUGUUAUAGAUGAAAGUUUCAUGCCUUUCAAAGGUCCCGAAUGGAGAAAGGAAAGUGCUCUCCAAUUGAUUGAUACUUACCCAGGGCGACUUGUGGUAAUUCACUCCUGGACUAAACUUUGGUCUUGUCCAGGAAUACGUUUAGGUAGUGUUGCUACUAGCAGUGACUGGAUAAAGGAAGCAAAGCGUUUACAGAUCCCGUGGUCAUGUAAUACUGUAGCUCAGGCAUUUUUGAUUGCUGCAUGUUCAGAUAAUGAGUAUAUGCAUCAAACAUGGAACACAUUACCAGAAUGGAAGAGACAACAAGAAAACAUCAUUCGAGAGAUGGGAUGGAAAUAUAAUACGAAAUCACCUCUGUGGGUUCCGUGGGUAUUCGUAGAUUGUGGAAACGCAACGAUUGCCGAACAAGCGGCAGCAGUUGCUUUGUCGGUUGGAUGUCCUGUUCGACAUUGCGCUUCCUUUGGAUGUCCGCAUUAUAUACGUCUCGGAGUUCGUGAACCAAAGUAUCAACAAAUACUGUACAAGGCCUGGAAAAACCAUUUUGAUAGUCAAAGCAAGGAAUAGUUAAUAAAGUAUUUUUAUUAGGC